GAUCCCAGCCCUUCGUGGGCGGAGCAGCGGGCGGAGCCCAAGGGGCGAUCUCGCGGGAGAACUGUUUCGCGCGCGCGCGCGGGAGGGAAACACGUCUCCUGUGAUCGCCUGGGCGUUGGGAAAGAUGUCGCCCCGGGGGCUGGGGGCGCGGCUUUCCAGGGAGAGUUCCGGGCAGGCUCCCGCGCGCAGUACGUGGUUGGGCUCAGGGCUGGCCCACAGAGGUGAAACCCGCAGGGCCUGAGGCGGCGUCCCUCCUGGCGUUCUAACCCCCCGCGCUGUCAGACUGCUGUGGGCCCCCACCCCUAUUCUGAGUCGGAGGGUCCGGGUGGCGCCCGUCACCGUUUUAAAAUCUCGGGUGACGCUUGCUCGGCCAGCGUCGGAGCCGGCGCGCUGUUGUAGGCCCCUUUGGGCGCCGUGCGGCUCCAAGUGCCCGGGUGAUCUCGGGGUCGGUCAGUGCGGGGAGGGUCGUCAGCACAGCAAGCCUAGAUUUUGUCAGCUGCCCGCGCAGAUCUGGGGUUGGAGAGGACGCGGGCCUUAUGUAAACUAACCCCGAGCCACCAGCCAAGCAGACACUUCCCCCCCCCCCCCGCCCCCGCAGGCGUCCACUCUGCAUACUGAAGUGGGGCGUUUGUCCGCUCUGCUCCAGAAAACAAGCUGCGUUCUUACUGUGUUCAGGCUACAGUCAUCCCAGUAUAGCUCUGAAGUUAUGUUGUACAGGGCACUUUGUUUAUUUUCUUCCCCGAUAUUAUUGAGAGAGAAUUAACAUAAGGUUCAGCAGGCAGCACCUUCUGAAGUCUGGCUAAACUGUGAGGAUCUGAAGUGGAACCUUCCUGAAGACAUUGCCAUUAUUGCUGGGCAUACCUCAGCAUCAAUUCCUGACUGCUCUAUGCAGACUCUCCUUGGAAGCACCUUGGAUCACCAUUACUAGAUCUGUUUCAUGCUUCUUUUAUCUCCAGCAUGUCAGGCCCUCUCCAGUUUUUAAACCACUCAGAUCCAGGAAGGCUUGCUACUCGCCAAAGCAAAGGGCUCCAUGAGGCUAAGUCAUCAAAAGUCAAGCAUCUAUCAGUUCACACAUCUCAGAAAACUAGCCCAGUGGCUUGUUUUGAUCUACCUUUUGUGGUUCCCACCAAGAACGCAAUGAUGUACAACAAAAGGGCAGCUGACCCAGUCCGUCCUGACCUUACUGGUUUGUUGGUGAAAAACAAGAACCUUUUGGCGGAGCUAAGGAAUCUUCAAAACAAGCUUCUCAUAAAAGAAACUUCCUUGCAAGAAAUGAAGAAUGAGCUAGAAAGUUACAAAGAAAAUAAUGUGCAACAGUCUUUCCAGAUAAUGUCCCUGAAAGAUGAUAUCAAGGAUCUAGAGGAACUUAUUGCUUCUCUAACCAGAAUUAAAUCUUUGAAAAACACCAAUAUUCAGAAUCUUGAAAGAGGCAACUGGGAUCUAACUGAAAGAAUUAUAGAACUAGAAAACCGUCUAAGAGUACAUCUGUUUGAAAGAGAAAAGGCAGAACGAAAAGCAGGCCUUUUGGAGAAAAAGUUAGCAGGUACUGAUGGAUUCACCCCUUAUAUGAAUAUGAAAGGACAAGAAGAUCCCUUGGAUAGUUUCAUGAAGAAGGAUAAAGGUGAAGCUAUCCUGACCAAGAACUUUGAAAGAGACAUUUUUCACUCUGAAGGACCAAAAGAUGGGCGGAAUAUUUGGAAUAAGCGUCAAGAAGAUUCAAUCCAUAAGGAAAAACAAAAAUAUGAAUUGGACAGACCUCCACAUUCAUUCGGCUGGGAAACCAAAACUGCACGAUCCCACUAUCAGAAAUUCCUCAGUCAGUUGGCUACUCUUCUGAGCAACAGUGUUGUCCCCAUACCAGCCACCGAGCAAGCUGUGAAAGAGAGGAUUCAGGAAAUUGGUGCAAAAGAGAGAUCUUGGAAGUUUAGGACUGAAGGCCUACAGCAGGAAAUUCUGACGCUCACUCAGCGCCUACAGCAGCUGCCACGUCACUCUGAAGAAGCCGCUAGAGAACCGUCCCAGAUGCAAGACAGGUGUAGGGAACAAAAAAGAGCCUUGAAACGUCUGGAAGGAAAAACUGCUGUAAAUGACUUCUUUCAAGAGAGUUUAGACUUGGACAGGAAUAAAGAAAACUCUGGGACUAAGAAUUCGUGGACAGACGAGCAUGGCAAGAUGUCCAGACAGCUAGAGAAAGACAACGAGGAACAAACGUUAUUGAAUAUUCAGCAAAAUUUACAGAUUGCUACAACUCAGAGACUAGAGGAGAAAAUUCAGAAACUUCAGAAACAGCUCAGUGAUUUGAAAUUGUCAAAUAAAAGUAUGAAAAUUCAACUUACAAGAGUAAAUGUCCUUAAGAACAAAACAAUUGAAAAGCUUAGGCAAUCUUUAACACGAGUUGAAGCAAUGAAAGGGAAGGCAGUUAUGAAAACAGACAACUUGAAAACUACAUUGGAUUCUGCCAAGGAAGAGGCAAGAGGGGACAAAGAGAAGGUCCAUCAGCUGUUAGACACUGGCACUCCUGCUGAGUUCUGCACAGCAAAGGGCACACUCGAUAAAGUUCCAGGACAAAAACAUGAGCUUUCUGAUUUUCGAGAAACUAUUAUGAAGAUGUUGGGAUUUAACAUGAGAACAGCUGACAAGGAAAUCAUCAAUCAUCUAAGGCUUAUUAUACAAGAUUAUGAAGCAUCUAACAAAUCGAAGAUUGCAUCUGACUGUGAGACUGGACAGGAUAAUAAAUAAAAAAGCUCUGUCUUCAUUGCUGCCAACAAGAACACAGAAGAUAUAGACAUUUCCUCCAGCAUCUUGAAUUGGCUACAUUAUGAAUAAAAUGCAUUGGGAAUUUUUCACUUGAAAAAUUCUCUCCUUUAAUAUUUGG
Zalophus californianus (California sea lion) is the source of this 2875-nucleotide messenger RNA. RefSeq names its product coiled-coil domain-containing protein 170-like. The record is from RefSeq and is a predicted model, not a curated record. NCBI's taxonomy places the organism in Eukaryota, Metazoa, Chordata, Mammalia, Carnivora, Otariidae. The coding region runs from base 958 to 2739 and encodes 593 amino acids. The transcript has 10 exons.